AUGUUUCGCAUUGUCUGCCCUCCGGCUUCAAUUUCUUCGAAGUUUUUCUUUCUUGACAGAGGUACUAGAAAGAUACGUGAAAUACUUCUUUCUUUCUUUCUUUCUUUCUUUCUUUCUUUCUUUCUUUCUUUCUUUCUUUCUUUUUCUCUUUCUUUCUCACUGAAAUCAAUUAGUAUACGUGAAAUACUUCUUUCUUUCUUUCUUUCUUUCUUUCUUUCUUUCUUUCUUUCUUUCUUUCUUUCUUUUUCUCUUUCUUUCUCACUGAAAUCAAUUAGUAUACGUGAAAUACUUCUUUCUUUCUUUCUUUCUUUCUUUCUUUCUUUCUUUCUUUCUUUCUUUCUUUCUUUCUCACUGAAAUCAAUUAGUGUCUUCACCCACUUUCCAUGCGAUCUAAACGGAACAGUCCAUUAUUUGUAUUGGAGGGAUACGUUAAACACUUUUUCUUUCUUUCUUUCUUUCUUUCUUUCUUUCUUUCUUUCUUUCUUUCUUUCUUUCUUUCUUUCUUUCUUUCAUUUUCUCACUGAAACCAAUCUGUUCACAUCUAUCUAUCUAUCUAUCUAUCUAUCUAUCUAUCUAUCUAUCUAUCUGACAUUUAAUCAACCUGAAAAGUCUUCUUCUUCUUCUUCUUCUUCUUCUUCUUCUUCUUCUUCUUCUUCUUGCCCUCAUUCUCCUGCUUCUUUUUCUCAUACUCCCCCUUCUCCUCCUGCUUUUUCUUCUUCCCACCCUACGGAUUCUUCUUCUUCUUCUUCUUCUUCUUCUUCUUCUUCUUCUUCUUCUUCUUCUAUGUGGCAUGCCCCUUCAGGACGUUGUCUGUUCCCAUCUAUCUAUCUAUCUAUCUAUCUAUCUAUCUAUCUAUCUAUCUAUCUAUCUAUCUAUCUUAGUCUGUUCAAUCUAUCUAUUUAUCUAUCUAUCACAGUCUAUUCAUAUGUCUCUAUAUUUAUCUAUCUCAAUGUGUUCAUAUCUAUCUAUCUAUCUAUCUAUCUAUCUAUCUUAGUCUGUUCAAUCUAUCUAUUUAUUUAUCUAUCACAGUCUAUUCAUAUGUCUCUAUAUUUAUCUAUCUCAAUGUGUUCAUAUCUAUCUAUCUAUCUAUCUAUCUAUCUAUCUAUCUAUCUAUCUAUCUUAGUCUGUUCAUAUCUAUCUAUCUCUCUAUCUCUCUAUCUCUCUCAUCUAUCUAUCUAUCUAUCUAUCUAUCUUAGUCUGUUCAUAUCUAUCUAUCUAUCUAUCUAUCUAUCUAUCUAUCUAUCUAUCUAUCUCUUGUGUUCAUAUCUAUCUAUCACAUCUCAGUCUGUCAACAUCUAUCUAUCUAUCUAUCUAUCUAUCUAUCUAUCUAUCUAUCUAUCUAUCUAUCUAUCUAUUAGUCUGUUCAUAUCUAUCUAUCUAUCUAUCUAUCUAUCUAUCUAUCUAUCUAUCUAUCUAUCUCACCUCAUCUCAUCUCAUCUCACAUUUAGCGGAGUAGAUGAAGGUGGCAAUAGUCAUGCUUUCUUUCUUCUCUCUGUCUCUGUCUGUCUGUCUCUCUCUCUUUCUCACUCCUUCCAAAGCCUUGCUCAUUGCUUUCCUUGCUAUCAACUUUUUUUUUCUCUAUCGAACAAUACCAUAUUAAAUUCUGUCCUCUUUCUUAUCGAUCCAAUUUACUUACUGGCUCAUUCUUGUCACGUUGUACUUCUUUCUUUCUUUCUUUUUACAGUUUUCAUUCCUCUUAUUAUUUUUUCUUUUUCAUUGUUCUUUCUUUCUUUCUUUCUUUUUAUACUUCUUUCUUUCAUUUUACACUUGUUAUUGCUCUUUCUUUCUUUCUUUCUUUCUUUCUUCUUUCUUUCUUUCUUUUCACAGUUACUCCAUUCGUCUUGUUUUUUUUUUUUUUCAUCAUUCAUUCAUUCUUUCUUUCGACACUUAAUUAAUUCCUUUUAUUCUUUCUCUUUCUUUUUUUCUUUCUUUCUUGCCUUCUUUCUUUCUUCCUUUCUUUUAAUUGUUCUCCUCUGCUUCCUUUAUUUCUUCUUUCUUUUUACAGUUAAUUCAUUCCUGUCAUUGUUCUUUUUUUUUCGUCGUUUUUUCUUUCUUUUUACAGUUAAUACUUUCGCCACGCUAUUUUUUUUCUUUCUUGCUUUCUUUCUUUCUUUCUUUCUUUCUUUCUUUCUUUCUUUCUUUCUUUCUUUCUUUCUUUCUUUCUUUCUCAUAAUUCGUUACUUGACACGUGAUAUUUUUAAGCUUUUAUUUUCCUUCAUUUCAAACACGUUUUUUCUCAUUAAAUGUACCGCGCUUUCUAAUAUCUUUUUCGUCUUAUUUUCAUUCUACACGAUAACCUUUAUUUUCCCUAAUCCUUUUUUUCCUUUCUUUCUUUCUUUCUUUCUUUCUUUUUCACUCUCUGUCUCUUUUCUUUCUUUUCCCCCCACCUCUCAAUGA
Molecule: messenger RNA, 2397 nt
Organism: Acanthosepion pharaonis
Lineage: Eukaryota; Metazoa; Mollusca; Cephalopoda; Sepiida; Sepiidae
Source: the annotation of a GenBank genome assembly